CUAGAUAGCGUACUGAGGAAGAAGGAAAGUUCUUGCCUGCUGUGAUUGAGGCAAGACAUGGGAGAAAAUCAGGGACUCGAGAAGGCAAUUGAAAAAUUGGCUGAGCUCCUAACAGCCAAGGUAGGAGCUGCAGCAUCUCUAAAUAAUGCAAUUGUUCCUCACAUUGAGCCAAUUCAGAAAAUUGACUUGAUGCCAAAUGAAAUUAAGCUGGAAGGUGUUAAGAAUUAUUUGAGCUGGUCAAGAAGGGCGCUACUCAUCUUGAGGACUAAAGGGCUUGAGGGCUUUGUCAGUGGUGAGGCAGAGGAGCCAGGAGACAAGAAAACUUCAGAAUGGAGGACAUGGAGCAGUACCAACUCUUUGAUAGUGGCAUGGUUGUUGAACUCCUUGUCUCCAACCAUUGCCGCAACUGUUGAGACUAUCUCAACUGCUACUGAGGUAUGGAAAACCCUCUCAAAACUGUACUCAGGUGAAGGGAAUGUGAUGUUAAUAGCUGAAACAGAGGAGAGAGUUGGUGAACUCAGACAAGGGGAAAAUUCUGUGAUGGAGUAUGUUGCUGAACUGCAGCGUUUGUGGGCUGAUUUAGAUCACUAUGAUCCUCUGGAUUUGCCACAUGCAGAUUGCAUAGCAGCUGCUAGAAAAUGGAUUGAACGCAGACGAGUGAUGCAGUUUCUCAAAGGAUUGAACUCUGAAUUUGAGGCGAGACGUGCUACUUUAUUUCAUCAACCUACUCUACCUGCCUUAGAGGAUGCCAUAGCAGCAAUGGCACAGGAGGAGGUCCGAUUAAAGUUGAUGAAGAACAAUACAACGACUCCAUCUCAUCCAGCCUUCAUAGCAACCGACUAUAAGAGCAGAGAGUGCUUCAACUGCGGUGAGAAGGGUCAUUUGAUUCGUUCUUGCACGGCUCCACGUAGGAACAUGCGUGGAAGGGGGAGAGGAUAUAACCGAGGUGGAUUAAGGAGAGGCCGAGGCCGGGGAUACUCUGGUGGUCAAAGGGCAAAUGUGGCAGUCUCAGAAGAAGGAUCCUCACUCGCAACCCAAGAAGAAUCAAAGAAAAGAACAGAAAGCACAGGUGAUAAGGAUCAUGAGGAUUUUAGUUACAGCAACUUUGCUCACUUUGUAUCUACAGAUGAAGGUAAUUGUGCUCAUGCAUCUAUUCUCUCACAAAGAUCACAUCCUGAUUGGAUAUUAGAUUCGGGGGCAUCAAAGCAUGUUGCCGGCACAUCAAUGGAAUUUGAGUCAUAUAUUCCAUAUCCACCCACAUGAGAGGCAAACGGGGAAGAGGCUUGGGACUGGAACCAGGCGUAAUGGGCUAUGGUACAUGGAUCGCGAGGUGCCAAAUAAUGCGGUGUCUACGAUGUUAG
Triticum aestivum (bread wheat) is the source of this 1361-nucleotide messenger RNA. RefSeq lists its product as uncharacterized. Lineage: Eukaryota; Viridiplantae; Streptophyta; Magnoliopsida; Poales; Poaceae. The record is from RefSeq and is a predicted model, not a curated record. Gene Ontology annotation, molecular function: nucleic acid binding; zinc ion binding. Bases 58 to 1263 code for a protein of 401 amino acids. The transcript is spliced from 2 exons.